AUGGCUCAAAAAACUGAUCUCGGAGUACAGCCAGCACCUCAGCCUUCUGUUUCUACAAGCAUCAUGCCAGAAGAUAGAGCAGAAUCUGAAGCGGCUUCUACUCAGCGUCAUGAUCCGGGUGCAAAUGGGCUCAAAACAGUUCACAUUCUGAAAGAGUGGCCUAUAAUUACCGCAACCGUAAAGAAGGCUGAAGAACUCUACGGGUCGCUGAAAACUUCUAAUCGAAUCUUCAGCUGGAGCUUCAAUCUUGCUGAGAGGUCCGUAUGCGCUCUCCGUGAGAGGUCAACAAAGGUGCUGUCAACGUUCUACCCUGCCAUACGUAUAGCUGACCUAGCAGCCAGCGAGCUGGCGGAAGAAAUGCAAAAAAGGCUACCAGUGGUCCGGCAACCACCUACUAAGGUAUCAGAGGCUGUAAAGGUAGCAUUCAGCGACCUAAUUUCUCCGGUCGUUGAUAAAAUUGAAUUUAUGGUAAACAACGGCAAGACGCGGACGCGUAACGCAACAAGAAGCGUUCUCCAGAUGUACAGGAAGCUGGUGGUCACUUUGGAUAAGUGGAUGGAAGAAAUGGAAAAAUACGUUGAAGAUCUUAAAUCUAAAGGAGUACAAGGUAAAGACGAGCGCGACAGUAAAUCUUAA
Messenger RNA from Schistocerca nitens (vagrant locust), 636 nucleotides. RefSeq names its product lipid storage droplets surface-binding protein 2-like. The coding region runs from base 1 to 636 and encodes 211 amino acids. Gene Ontology annotation, cellular component: cytosol; lipid droplet. Gene Ontology annotation, biological process: lipid storage; positive regulation of triglyceride storage. The record is from RefSeq and is a predicted model, not a curated record. NCBI's taxonomy places the organism in Eukaryota, Metazoa, Arthropoda, Insecta, Orthoptera, Acrididae. The transcript is spliced from 2 exons.